This is a messenger RNA of Aspergillus nidulans FGSC A4, 2116 nucleotides long. RefSeq lists its product as uncharacterized. The coding region runs from base 192 to 1724 and encodes 510 amino acids. The record is from RefSeq and is a predicted model, not a curated record. Lineage: Eukaryota; Fungi; Ascomycota; Eurotiomycetes; Eurotiales; Aspergillaceae. The transcript is spliced from 2 exons.
AUCCUUAUCUCUUUUAUUACUAUUUAUUAUCUAUUAUUUGCUUACACUCUCCUUACUACCAUAUAGACUAUUGCUUGUUGUGUUUUGUUUAGUUUGGCUUGUACUUCUGCUGGUUGAUCUACUAUAUCCCUACUCCUAUUAUUAUUCUGCCGCCUCCGCCUCUACCACGCGCCUCUUUUCGCAACCACAUCAUGCCCUACAACACUCGUCGCAAGUCCUUGUCUCUUCCUCUAUUGGGAAUUCAUCUUCCAAACACAUCUCGCCGCUCCCCUUCUACAUCAAAACCGCCUCACGCGACCGACGAGAAUACUCCUCCUUCCAAAAAGGUUAAGAGAUCGCACGACUCGGCGUCGACGUCGCCAGAGCCUACAGACCGUGGCUCAAAUCCAAGCAGACCCUCGGCCACUGUUCGUCCAUCUGGUCGACGCGCGACACUGGAACAAACACCUCCCCAGUCCCCUACUGACGGUGGUGUCGCAUCCAAGAUCGACCUCGAUGGGAUAAACGACGAUAUCGUGGUGGGCGUGAUUGAGCAGUUGGAAAAGACGGCUAAUCGCCCACAUUUGGUCAAAGAGCUGGCUGCGGUCCUCAUUACAUCUAACGAUAAUGUGGCAAAUUCCGCGAACCCUGCUGCCUUAUUGUCUUCUCGCCUGAGCGCUUAUAUGAAGCGUCCUUGGACGGCACUGGCGCCAUGCCCCUUGGCUAAGGAGCUCAUUCCUAUACACCCGCGAAAGGUGUAUUACUAUCUCACUACACAAGCUCGCCAGCCCAUUCCUGAGAGCUCGGACGAUGUUAUCAUACCCGGUAUUGAUGGCAAAGUCCUGACGCCCAGUGCCUCCAGUGUGGACGAUGAUGAGGACGUCAUGGCUCGGCAACGCUCCCCGAGUCCUGAGGUCGAUCUGUCUUCACCUGAUUUCGAGGACGGGGACAUAGACCUGGACGGAUCGAGCAGCGCGGCGCAUAGCUCAAGUUUUUCUGAUCAUCGCCACGCGCGCUUGUUUCACUCGCACCGUGCCACUUCUCCGCCGCUUGAAGGCGAUGAGAAGGAGUUUACGCAGACGGCUAGCGCUGUUCGCGAGCGGGCCUCCGAGCAAAAAGCAAGCCAACUUGCGCAAGCGAAAGGUGGAUACUCGGCCCUCACCGAGGCUCUUCAGGGGUUGGAUGACAUGAGCAUGAGCAUCUCCGGGACACCGGUUGAUGAUAGCCCUCUCUCCUCCUUUGGCGACGACCAGAUGGCGCACACCCAGACCAACUACCUCUCAGAGGAGCACCAGGAGCAGUCUCGUCUCCAACAACACCUGCAGCAGCAGGACCUGUGUGAAAACGCUGCCGCUGCCGCUGCUCUUUUCGGCACUUCCCCCUCUCCGUCCCUCACCUCUGUCGCGUUGUCCAUCUCGUCUGGCACGAGUGCGCCUUCAGAUGACGGAUCAGAUAUCGAAAGCGGUCCUGGCUCUCUCGGGACUGCUCCGCGUAUCGCUCUUCCGGAAGACCCGAGCCUGGCGCGCAUGUCGACUCUGAAAAGGUCAAUAGACAUGCUGGACGAUGAACUCCCGGACCUAGACAUGAGAAUGUCUGAUCUCGCCGAUGCAGACGAUAAGAUAGCUGUGAAUGCUAUGAUGCCUCUAAACCCUCCAUCUGAGAUGGCUCUCGACUCAUGGCGCGAGUUGCAAAGUCCGGAGAGCGUGAACGUUGACGAACUCGACGAGAUGUUCGACGAGAUCUAACCGCUGCUCCCUACCACUCUCUUCAGAGCGAUCUACUCUGAUUAUCUCCGCUCACGACCUUAUUUGGACUCUUUGAACGAAUCUAUUGCUCUCCCAAUGUGCGAUCUCUCUGAUUUAAUGCUAUAUUUGUUUAAUCUCGUCUCGUCCACGCUGCUGCGUUUGUUCUAUUCUUGUGGCAGGUGCCUAUCUUUCGCUUGUACAUAUAUUUUGCGCACGCCUGUCUCGACUCUCUCACUUGAUUCCCAAUAUGCCGUGUCCUGAUUAUGAUACAUCUACUUGGUUGGUUACGGUCUGCAGUUUUGAUACGGCGUGGUGAAAAGCAUGCUGCUUGUUAUCUGAAAGAAAAUGGCUGGAGAAGGAUCAGAUAUAACAGAAAACUUCUUAACAACUAG